AUGAAUGGGAAAAUGUUCAAGAAAAGCGAAGGACAGCUCGUAGCAACAUCGAUGGAGGGGCUCUUCCUAUCCAGGCUCCAGAGUCAUGCAGAGAACAGCAGCAAAGAGAAUCUGGACCAUGUACGUAAGUUCUUCUCAAGUCAACGGAAAUUCGCCAACUACGUUACGCACGAAGUUACUGGAGUGAGCCUGUCAGUGUCCAAACCAGUUAAACUAAUUCGGGAAUUUUUCCCCGUGACGACGAUUUGUCAGGUUGAGUGCAACCCGUUUUCAAUCCCAGCGGAUAGAUUCGUUCUCGACUUACUGUCGGACUCUGGUACAGGUCUAGUGAUGCAGGAACAAGAGGAUUUGGCUCAAGUCUACGGAGAUGCUGUGCCUAGCAAAGGCCUUAUGUUUUCCUACGCUCAGUCCACGCCUCGAGGGCAUCUUGAUGUUAUCCUGAAAGCAUGCUUUGGUGCUCAGUUCAACUUCUAUCCAACUCUGCAAGGCAGGGCUGCAGAGAGAAUGCUCUUGCAAGCGUUUUUGGCAUCAGGAUUGCUGAAGAAAGCGGACAAACUUUUAUCAAACAGGCCGUUUGACACGACUUAUGGUCAUAUUACAGCAGCUGGACUCCAGGUUAGUGCCUUAACACCGCAAUGUUGUCCAAAACGCUAUUACGAGGCAAGCUCAGUUUUCAUCGGUAACAUCGACGAGAAGCUAUUCACUGGAGAGCUCGACUCGAGCGAGAUGGUGUUGAUAACGAUGACAGACAACGGUGGAGGUGGACAGCCAGUCUCUUUCGCGAACUACAAGUUCUUAGUGGAGAAAACACGCGCUCAGAACAAACUGAUCUGGGUGGAUGCUUGUCGUAUCUUUGAAAAUGCUCUGUUCAUCAAAGCAUUCGAGCCAGGCUAUGAGGACCGCACCAUCAAGGAUAUCGUACAAGAAAUUCUCUCGUUAGCGGAUUGUGCCACCAUGAGUUUCAAAAAGAUGUACGCUCACUCGGGCGGGGCAAUCCUCAUCAACAAGGCGUCACCCUUCCUUCAGGAUAAAGAGCUGGAGAAACUUGAUGCCUUGAUCAAGAUGCAAACAACGGCGGACUAUGGCAAUGGUUAUCACUCGUACGCCGGCCUCACUGGGGCAUCCAUGGUUGAGGUUAUGACUGGCCUUAUCACGUCAGUAGAUGAAGCCAUUACUGGUGAACGCAUUGCUCAGGUCGGUCGCGUCAACUGUUACAUGCGGCAGAAAUUCCCCGGGUUUCCUAUCCUGGCUGGCGGACAUGCCCUCUACAUCGCGGCAGAUGAGGUCCUGCCUAUGGUUCCGAUGACGAACUGCCCUGCAGAGUAUCUGAACGUGAUAAUGAUGCAUACAAUCCGAACACGCGGCGCAGGCCUCGGUCAUCUCAUGUACGGUGGGAGGGCCGAGCUCCCCUCCGGCAAGAUCGUGUUUCGAUACAAGCUACCAUUGGAUGCACUGAGGCUUGCCAUUCCGCGUAACCUCUACUCGGACGACGAGCUGAUUUCUCAGCUAAGCGUCAUCGGUGAAGCUUUCGUGCGCGGAGCAUUUAGAUCCUUGAAAGCUGGACUCUCUCCUAUUGAUUACAUCGACAACGGCUUCUAUCAUUUCGGUGCCAAAUACAACUUCGUUGACGAAGAAGAGUUUUUAAACGCAGUAGACUGCCUGACUUGCACAGAUACCUAA
Messenger RNA from Lineus longissimus, 1680 nucleotides. RefSeq names its product tryptophanase-like. Gene Ontology annotation, biological process: amino acid metabolic process. Gene Ontology annotation, molecular function: lyase activity. The record is from RefSeq and is a predicted model, not a curated record. The transcript has a single exon. Lineage: Eukaryota; Metazoa; Nemertea; Pilidiophora; Heteronemertea; Lineidae. The coding region runs from base 1 to 1680 and encodes 559 amino acids.